AUGACACAGGCAUUUCUACAGUCCGAAUUGACUAGCCUUAUAUCAGAUUCGAAGCGAAGGCACAACGAUGUGCGGACCGCGGCUGAGCAAUCACUCGCCGACCUUAAGGCCAUCACGGUGACAUCUGAGGCGCAAUUGGCCGGCGACCUCCUCAGACGGCCUCAGUUCAUUGACCCUUUUAUCCUCGCAUGCAAGUCCAAGAACGUCAAACUCGCAAGUAUUGGUACAAUAUGUUUGCAACGCAUGACCGCGAGCACGGCUGUUGCCCGAACCAGGCUCCCCGAUGUGCUCGAUGCUUUCCGCGAUGGGGUGGCCUCUGGAUACGAGGCACAAUUGAAAGUUCUCCAGACCUUACCGUCGCUGCUUCAAUUCUAUGCAAGUGAUCUCCACGGGGAACUGCUUGCAAGGACGCUGGAGAUCUGCGCUGUGCUCCAAUCCAGUAGGACCGCUAUUGUUAGCAACACAGCUGCGGCGACCUUCCAACAGCUAGUCUCCACUGUCUUCGAGCAAGCAAGCAGACCCGGAAACCCUCCCAACUCGACCGAUGACGAGACCGACGCCGCCGAGCAGAGCGAGCCAUCCGUGGAGAUUGCAACGAAAGAUGCAAAUCGUCUUUUCUAUGACUUUUGCAUGCUGCUGGACCAGCAGCGUCCGGUCGUUCUCAAAAUAGAAAACGUCCCGCCUGGUUUCAUGCUUGAGACUAUACAAAUCCUGUUGUCCACUCACAAGUCAUUUCUGACCGCCCAUGCCGAGCAGCAUCCCGAUUGUUGGGAACAUUUGAUGAACGGCCUCUCGCGGGUCUUGGUCAGGAAAGACGCGUUUGGCAUGGUGGUACGUGCUUGGGCCAUACUCCCUUGGCUUUUGCAGGGGUAUGCACAGCUCUUGAAAGAUUCGCUUACACAAAUGAUCCCCAUCAUAUUGUCUGCAUUGGACAAGGAGGGCAAUCCGGCCUGGAGGCGAGCACUUUGCCUAGAGUUCUUCCAAAAAGUAUGCUCCAACUUUUCCGUGCUGAGGAACACGUUCGAGUUGUUCGAUGGCACUAAAGAGUCGCCAAAAUUGGUCGGACAGAUGAUGUCGGCAUUUGUCCGUAUCGCAGCGGAGGAUCCAUCGCUGAUCGGGCUUGGACGUCAGUCGACGGUUCCAGUUCAGAGAGCCAACGAGAUUCGGAGUGAAGAUGUGGCAUCCAUCGAAGCCCAGGGUCUUGGUGGUGCAAUAACAUCUGUAUCUGCGGGCGAGUCAAACAUUACCGGUAUCAGCAUGGAAUGGAGUGUCCUGGAUGUCCCAUUAAUGGAGCAGCCCGACAAACCUGGCCCUCCGGCAAUACCAGGCACCUACAUUUACGCUUUAGUGUUGAACUGCAUCUCAGCUUUCUGUGAUGGUAUGUCCAAGUUCGUCAUGCCCCUGAGCGUUCCUAGCCGGCCCACGCAGCGCCAUUCACAAGAUUCCGCGCAAAGGGACAGUACAGCGCCGGAUCCAACCGACGAAGAUAUUGCUCGCAAGCCCAAUCGGUCAACUACUUCUGUUGCAAAGUAUCAACGUCUUAUUAACCCUUUGACGCUGGCUGAUCAUCCGCAAUCGCUCCAAAUCCGGACUUGUGCCGCCAUGAUCGAGGCUUGCUGGCCGGCUGCUCUUGCAACCUGCUCGACCUUCCUUAAUGCAGCCCUGGACUCUGAGUUCUACCAUCUUUUGGUGAGAUCUGUUCAGAAACUGGCUCAAGUGUCUGGUGUCCUAGAGCUUCCCACGCCUCGGGAUGCAUUGCUCACCACGCUAGCCAAAGCCUCCAUUCCCGCCAACGCAAACGGCGUCAUAUCAGCCUAUCAGAAUUCCACCACCAGUCGAGCCAUAGAUCUCGAAGCUGACAGUACAGAAGAAGACUUGAGGUCUCCUAGCGAGCCGCCCCAGUCCCCAACAUCUCAGACCGCACUUUCGCCUCUCAAUGUGCGACACCUCCUUUGCCUUCGGGCGCUCCUAAACCUCGGCAUUGCUCUUGGACCUACACUGGACCAAGACUCUUGGUUUAUACUCAUUGAGACAAUGCAGACAGUAGAAGCAUUGAUUUCGUUACCUGUCACGUUGGCUAUGAGUUCUCAAUACGGUGGCACUCGUGUUGGGCUCUCUGGCAAUGACGGUCAGACUACACUCGCGAACGAGAUAUCCGCCGUGCAAGCCGCGACGAAGCGGAUGUUGGAAAGCACUCGGGGCUACACGGCAGAAUCCUUUGCUGUAACGGUGAGAGCGUUGUUUCGCCUUCUCGGCCAAGCGGCUCCAAGAGAGAUCGAGUCGCCUGCGGAGGAGGCUUUUGCUCCUACUCUGUCUCCUGCAAGAGCGGGUCCUGAAAGACAUAUCCGUCGCAUUUCCCGGAGCGUAUCAGGACUGUGGACAAAGUCGAAAACUCUGGAUCUCGAGGUUGGUUUCGUCCUCGGAAAAGUCAGCGAUCUUUCCCGCAUUAACAUUCACCGCUUCACGUCCACCUCAGAAACUUCUUGCUCCUGGGAUCUCGUCGGCAGACGACUAAUGGAAAUCUCACAAGCUAGUGACAUACCGGGGAGUCAUCGCGUGCACGCAGCUAGCAUAGUCGAUUUCAUUUCAAUCGAAGUGAUGAAAAUGCUCGACGACCCCGAUAACGGAGUCGAAGAAGCAGAUACCAUCCGAUCCCGUUGUCUGCAGGCUUUAUCAGAUCAGCUAGAUUUCUUGUAUGGGGAACAAUCCAACAUUCAUGGCAGUAUUGAGCUUGAGAUCCAUAAAAUAUGUCUGGAGGCUUUGGAAAGCAUGUUGAGUCACAGCGGAGAAACCCUGGGAAAUGGCUGGCCGAUGGUCUUCAAGAUCUUGUCAAUGACCUUCGUGAAGAGGGAUGGGCGUGAACCUGUCGGCGAUGUAUCAGCCGAUCAAACAGAGAGCCCUGAAGAAAAGGCACAAAUCUUGAGAGUUGCUUUCAGGUCGGUACAGCUCAUCGCCUCGGAUUUCUUGAGCGUCCUCAACCCCAGGUCGUUUGUCCGCUUGGCUCGACUGCUCCAGGAUUUUGGCUCUCAGCCCUACGAUCUCAACGUGGCUCUCACGAGUACGACUCUUUUAUGGAGUCUUGCCUCACAAGUCCUCGCGCAAGUCGAAAAAAUCGACCUAACUUUCAUGCCGUCUCUGGACAUGGUGCCGCAACAUCUGGAUCUGCGCCGUGAGCCGCCAGGACCUUCCAUACUCUGGAGUGUUAUAUUGGUUGAGCUGGUUGAGCUGUGCAAAGAUGGACGGUCUGAUAUCCGUAACGCAGCCAUCAAGAUACUCCUGAAACUGCUUGAGGCGUCCGGCGACAGUCUCAGCUCCAAGGCCUGGUCGAUGACACUGAUUGCUGGACCGUUGAACGUUGUUCGAGCCUGCGUCAAGGACUUUACCUUGAUUGACAAUGCACAGUCAGAGUGGUUGGCGUCUGCGACGGAACUGACGGAUGGGGUCAUCCGCCUGGUUACCGAAAACCUGAACGUAAUGGUGGAGUACGAGGACUUCACCAAGACGUGGCUUGUCAUCCUGGACGUUUUCAAGGACCUCCUCGACACCCUAUCUCUAACCGCAUCGUCCCUGGUCUUUGUCAACUUGUCCAAGCUCCUCUCGUCCCUUGCAGCGGCAGGCAAAGGCGACCCAGACUUUCUGCUACCAGCAAUGCGCCUCUGGGCACAGUAUCAUCCUGCCGACAUCAGGCCAAGCGCUGGUCCAGGGGUAAGGACAGAAGAGGAGAGUCCCAAUCAAACCGCCUUUACCGCUUACUUGCGCACCAUUAUUGAGGCGCACAGGGCCAGCCCAGCGGCAGUGAUGAGCUUUCAAUUUGACCACCUUGGAAUGGCGUCCAUUCUAAUGAAGGCAACCGAGCGCGCAGUGAUCUUUUCUACCCACCCUCCAUACACCAGCGAUGUGAAGAGCCUCGCACCGGAGCAGAAAGAGGCUCUUGAGUGCCUGACGAUCUUGAAAGAUCUCCUAUCUGGCGGAGUUGCCGAAUACACUCGGUUUCUUCUUCAAUUGUUGAGACACAUUUUGGGCAUUCAAGAUGGACACGUCAACUAUAGGCUAAAGAAACCCGCGUUGACCAAAGCCAUCCAAAAGCCUACGUUCAUUGCAUUCGCGUCAGCAUGUUUAGACGGCUUACGGGGCCUGAUACACGAACACGCCAAAAGUGAAAAUUUCAUAGAGGUCCUCGCGGUGGAAGAAUCUCUUCAUGUCCUCGGCGCCAUAAUCGACACCAAAUAUACUGUCAUUCCAACCAAUCGACAGGCGCCGCUAUGGCGAAAUGCAACAGUCACAGCGGUGGCCAUGCUGGAGGCGCUACGGACCCACGUUGAGCGCCAUAGCACCACAGCAGGAGAGCUGGCUCGUCUCGAUUCACUCGGAAAAUACAUCAUCCUAACUGUUGCCCGAAUUCUCGGAUGCGGUGGCCUAUCGAAACCUCCAGCCAAGCAAACUGAAGAAACUCUUCUCCAAGACGAGGCGUUUGACAUUGAUCACUUCCAAGUGGCACACGCUGCGGUGGUUCCAAUCUUCCAAGACGAUGAGAUCAGUGAAGAGACCUGCCGACUAUAUGUGAUUACCUUGUUCAAGGCAUCACUGCUGACGGAACCCUGGUUCGGUGAUAUGCCGGACGACCUCGCCCACGAGCCCUUGAAAGCUUUGAUAGAGGUGAGGCCGGGUAGUGUCCGUCAGCCUACAUUUGGUGUGAGAAGAGAAAUCUGCUACACUGCCCUGGACGCACUGUUUGAUCUUGUGCGGUUGCCGCCGCCGGCUAGCAGUAAAAGCGAGGUUGCCAGCGGCAGUGGACACAAAUUGGCAUACACUGCAUCUCCCUACCUGUGUCUGCGGGUGGUUCAUCCACUCAAAGUGUUCCUCGCCGAUCAACGUCUACGAGGCUUGACGCCCCCACCAAUGCCGCAACAAAUCGAGCUGCAAGCCGUGCUGUUCAAGUUCGUGGAACUACGUAGCGACAACGAGGCCUUUGAGAGAUUAAUCGGUUCCGCGCGCAAGAGCGGACACGUACAGUCUGACGAUAUGGGCAGGACUUCGAGCUUUCUGAAAGACGGGAAAGAGCACCUCCGUGUCCUGUACCCAUUCAUACUCCGUGUGCAGAGAUUUUGGCGGGAAUUGCCUCGACUGAAAAGCGAAGGCGCCUGGCAAGCCGAUGAACCAGGGAGAGGCAUAGAUGAUACUUUGGAACGGUGGAACCUGGUCCUGGCAGAAGAUUGGGAUUUCUACUAG
Molecule: messenger RNA, 5229 nt
Organism: Capronia coronata CBS 617.96
Lineage: Eukaryota; Fungi; Ascomycota; Eurotiomycetes; Chaetothyriales; Herpotrichiellaceae
Exons: 1
Coding region: 1-5229 (1742 amino acids)
Source: RefSeq, a predicted model, not a curated record